Hippoglossus stenolepis (Pacific halibut) is the source of this 2974-nucleotide messenger RNA. RefSeq lists its product as uncharacterized. NCBI's taxonomy places the organism in Eukaryota, Metazoa, Chordata, Actinopteri, Pleuronectiformes, Pleuronectidae. Bases 473 to 913 code for a protein of 146 amino acids. The transcript is spliced from 2 exons. The record is from RefSeq and is a predicted model, not a curated record.
CUGACUGGUAUAGACGGGACCUUUAAUGCAGCUGCAGCUCUUCAUUCAGAUGCUGAGUGGAGCAGCGGAUGACCGGAGGAGGAGGAGGAGGAGGAGAGGAGGCAGAUCACGGCUCUGUUCUAAUCGCAUUUUCUAAAAACCACUUCGAUGCACACUGAGGGCUUUUAUUCAUCCCUCCUUCCAGCCUGCUCGGAGCAUUUUAGCGGAGUCCAGGACUGAGCGGAUUGCGGCAGUCUCACGCGUCCUGGGUGAUCGGAGCUCAGCAGCAGCAGCACAUUGUAUGAAAUAACGUCACCGCCAUCCAGUUUCCCCCAUUUACACAAAUCGGCUCUCCACUCGCGGACUGUUCACCCGGACUCUUUCAUCAGGUAACCACAUGUGCGGGCCGGUGUCACCGCGCUGAGCCCGGAGAGCACGCAGGGGGUAGACUCGGGUCAGAGACACAGAGCGUGGCCGGGGGAAGGUGGACCGGAUGACGGACAGAACCUCCGAGGCCCCGCGGCUGCCGGUGCCGCUGCGCCGCUGCCACGGGGCGCUCCAGGCCAUCAACAGCAACGGCACCUGCGUGGAGCAGCUCGGCUUCUUUCCGCCGUUCUCCUCCACCCUCGCGCUCCUCGUGCUGGUGGUCGUGCUCGCGGGGGUCGUCCUCGUCUCCCUGGCAACGUUCCACUUCCACAAGAGGAAGCUCCGGAAGAGGAAGAUCCAGCGCGCGCAGGAGGAAUACGAGCGCGACAGUCGCAGCCCCACGCGCGCAGGGGCGAGCGGGGAUCCCGCGAGGCCGUGCGUCAUCGUGCGGCCGGUGAGAUGCGGGGAGGUUCAGCCCGCGUGCCGGAGCGGGGGAGGCGGGGACGUCACCGGGGCACCGGGGGAGGACGAGCGCGAGCUGCACGAGACGGUUGCUCUGGACUGUUAACUCAGCGCAACUUCAGGGAACAGGACUGUGGAAUUAACAGGAAAAGCAAUAAGGCACAAAGAACUCCCACACCCACCUCUGCUGCUUGUAGAUGACUUAGAAACAGCAGGAAACAGAUAAAUGCAGAAUACUGAGCAGAGUAGUGGGCCUACACUACAGUGGCGCUGCAGAUGGGUGACAAGUUAAAUGGAAAAACCGGAAUAAGUGAGAAGAGAAACCAAAAAGAAUGUAGAUGCUUCCACACAAGUGAACUGCAGAGUACAAUUAAUCAAUUAACGUCCUAUCAUGCUCUGAGGUAUAAAAAUACUGAUCUGGCCAAUUUGAUUCUUUCUUUGAUUUAAGAUGACAAGACAAUGAUUUACAUCCAUUGGAAAGACGUCAGUAUUUAAGAUGGAAAUUGUGGUUGACAGCGCACAUUCGCUGGUGCAUUAGUUUAAUACGAAAAACCGAGGAGCAACUCCUCUUCAGGUGACUGAGAAUGUCAAAGCGGGGACGUGAGCUGACUGUCACAACAAGGACAAACAAUUACAUAGAGAGGGUUGUAGUUAGGUUGCAGUGCAUAAAACCCCCCUGCAUUACAAAGAUGAAUUCACAGUUUGGAGGUCAGCGAUGUGAGAUGUGGGGGGGGAAAGCGAUAUGAUCAAAUGAGAAAUGUCAUGAGGAGACCAGAGAAUGAUGCAGGCCUCUUCACUGAAUGGAUCCAUUGGCUUUGUUAUGCUGAGAGGGGGCGUUUUGCUGGUGUAGUGUCGGUCCACUUGUCCUCUCAGCGGGGGAAAGGUCACUAGAAAUCAAUACCAGGUUGUUCUGAGUGAUCACCUUUAUCUAAUGGUUAAACAUUUCAAUCUUGAUGAGGAGUGGUCUCUUCUGAGAUGACAGUGCCCCCCAUCCAUAGGGAACGCAGGGUCCAUGAAGAGUUUGAUGAGUAGGAAAAUGAUGUGAGUCAUAAGCUAAGGUCAAUGCACUCACCAGCUGUAAAACGAGUUGAACACAAUUUGUGUUAGAUAGCGCUCUCCACCACUGCCAUCAAAACACCAAAUGAGGGGAAUAUCUUUUAGAAGAAUGGUGCUCAUCACUCCGGUAGAGUCCAGAGAUUUGUAGAAUCAAUGCCAAGACAUGUCGAAGGUGUUCCGGGAGCACGUGGUCGCCCAACACCCGACAAAGCCACUUUAUGUUGGAUUUCCCUUUAAUCUGUCACCCAUCUGCUGGUUAGCCAUGUGGCCACACUCCUUCCUCUUCCACUCGUAUAUUUAGCCAAACGAUAUCUCCUUAUGGGAUUGUAUAAAGUAUUUGCCUGCUUUGACUUUUGGACCUCCUCCUCCUUCCAAGCCGAAAAACAUCGUUUGAACCUCAAAGAUGUUUAAACUUUAAAUCUUCCCUGGGAUGUAACACACUGUUGUGUUGAAUUAUUAAGAGUUGAUGACACAACACGGAGCAUAAUGGCUCGCUGAUCUGCCUUGGCAUGUCCUCUGACACACUACCAGUAUGUAGUUAGACUAUAGUGGAUGUUGUGGUGCUGUUAGGCAGUGAAAAAACUGCACAUAGGCUAUAGAAAUAGCUUAUUUGUUUGCGUAGUAUUUUUUCCUUCAAUUAAGUGACUUAGCAUAUUUGCAUAAAGUACUGUCCUCCAAUGUCUGUUAGACAUCUGUAGCUAGCUCUAGUUAGCCUGAAAGGAUGCAAGACUUCUUUGCUGUAGUAAUGCACAUAAGAUAUUUUUCUUUGAUGUGUCAGAUAGUAAAUUUUUGCGCUAAUAGAGUAUUUUCUCUUUUUUUUUUGAGUAUUUUUAAUGUAUUCUCUGACAUGUAAUAAAUUGAGAAUCCUUCCAGUAGAGGGUUUCUGUUGAAGCCGAUCUUUUCUUUUGUUUAUGAUCCUUCAUAUUGCAUAAUAGUGGGCCUAAUAGAAAUUCUGUGUCAUUCAUGAUAUGAAUUCACUGUAAAUGUAUGCCAUUAUGAGAGCUGGAAUGUUUUACAGUAACAUCAUCUUUCUGGAGUUCAUAUAAUCUGCCUUAUCCAAGGAAAAUAUGUACUAUUCAAAGUUUAUAAAUAAAUACUUACAUUAUGUUAA